GCAGUCUACGCACACUGCUAGUGGGAUAGCAUGGCAUUUGGUCAAUCAGGCGGUCGUGGCGGCUUUGGCGGUGGACGUGGUGGACGCGGUGGAGGAGGAGGAGGCGGACGUGGAGGUGCUGCUUGGGGAGGCCGUGGCGGGAGCAGAGGAGGAGGCUUUGCUGGCCGCGGCGGUGUAGCAAAGCGCGGUGCUCCCGGUGGAUGGGGCGGAGGACGAGGUGCCCCCAGAGGUCGCGGUGCACGAGGCGGCGGACGUGGAGGAAGGGGUGGUGCUAGGGGUGGCUCGAACGUUCUCCUUGAGCCUCACAGGCACCCCGGCGUCUUCAUCGCCAAGGGCAAGGACUCCAUGCUUGUCACCAAGAAUAUCGUCCCUGGAGAGUCUGUCUACGGCGAGAAGCGCAUCUCUAUCGACGGCGGUGUUGAAGGUACCAAGAUUGAGUACCGUGUCUGGAAUCCUUUCCGUUCCAAGCUUGCUGCCGGUAUCCUUGGCGGUAUGGACCACAUUUACAUCGAGCCAGGCAAGAAAGUUUUGUACCUCGGUGCUGCAAGCGGUACCUCUGUCUCUCACGUGGCUGAUAUUGUUGGACCAGAGGGUGUUGUUUACGCGGUCGAGUUCUCUGCACGGUCAGGUCGUGACCUGAUUGGUAUGGCAAAGAAACGCACCAACGUUGUCCCUAUUGUUGAGGAUGCCCGGACACCACAAAAAUAUCGUAUGCUCGUCUCGACUGUAGACGUAGUUUUUGCCGAUAUCGCCCAGCCCGACCAAGCGCGUAUUGUCGGUCUCAACGCCGAGUACUUCUUGAAGAACGGUGGACACGCCGUCAUAUCCAUCAAGGCCAGCUGUGUCGACUCAACAAUAGAACCAGAGGUUGUCUUCGCCCAGGAGGUUAAUACCCUGCGGGAGGUCAAGUUCAAGCCUUUGGAACAAGUGACGCUUGAGCCGUACGAACGUGACCACGCCAUGGUAUCAGCGGUAUAUCAAAGGCACAAGUAGACUUCCCGCAGCUUCUUUUGCCGGUGUCGUUUUUCUCUCGCUGUCUUCUCUGUCUCUGUAUUAAAGUAUCUUUGUUUCAAUAUCUUUCUUGUUCUAUUCAUGUGCAUAAU
Messenger RNA from Phanerochaete carnosa HHB-10118-sp, 1103 nucleotides. RefSeq lists its product as uncharacterized. Gene Ontology annotation, molecular function: histone H2AQ104 methyltransferase activity; RNA binding; rRNA methyltransferase activity. Bases 31 to 993 code for a protein of 320 amino acids. The transcript is spliced from 5 exons. Gene Ontology annotation, biological process: rRNA methylation; box C/D sno(s)RNA 3'-end processing. NCBI's taxonomy places the organism in Eukaryota, Fungi, Basidiomycota, Agaricomycetes, Polyporales, Phanerochaetaceae. The record is from RefSeq and is a predicted model, not a curated record. Gene Ontology annotation, cellular component: box C/D methylation guide snoRNP complex; small-subunit processome; nucleolus.